GAGGUCUUUGAUCGCCUCUAUUUGAUUUAUACUGUUGGAUACUCCAUCUCUCUGGGAUCCCUCACAGUUGCUGUCCUUAUCCUGGGAUACUUCAGACGUUUGCACUGCACUAGAAACUACAUCCACAUGCACCUGUUUGUUUCCUUCAUGCUGAGAGCCAUGAGCAUCUUCGUGAAGGACGCAGUCUUGUACUCCGGGUCAGCUUUGGAGGAGAUGGAACGGAUCUCAGAGGAAGACUUGAAAUCCAUUACUGAAGCACCUCCAGCUGAUAAAUCACAAUUUGUGGGCUGUAAAGUAGCGGUUACCUUCUUCCUCUACUUCCUGGCAACCAAUUACUACUGGAUUCUGGUGGAAGGGCUCUAUCUCCACAGCCUCAUCUUCAUGGCAUUUUUCUCAGAGAAGAAGUAUCUUUGGGGAUUCACAUUAUUUGGCUGGGGACUCCCUGCUGUAUUUGUUACAGCGUGGGCCAGCGUGAGAGCCACUCUAGCCGACACAGAGUGUUGGGACUUGAGUGCUGGCAAUUUAAAAUGGAUUAUUCAGGUGCCCAUCCUGGCAGCUAUCGUGGUAAAUUUUAUUCUUUUUAUCAACAUUAUCAGAGUCCUAGCAACCAAGCUACGAGAGACGAAUGCAGGGAGGUGUGACUCAAGACAACAGUACAGGAAGCUGCUGAAAUCUACCCUCGUCCUUAUGCCUCUGUUUGGCGUUCACUAUAUUGUUUUCAUGGCUAUGCCAUACACAGAUGUGUCAGGGAUUCUUUGGCAAGUUCAAAUGCACUAUGAAAUGCUGUUCAACUCUUUCCAGGGAUUUUUUGUUGCCAUCAUAUACUGUUUUUGCAAUGGAGAGGUCCAAGCAGAAAUAAAGAAGUCAUGGAGCAGGUGGACAUUAGCACUUGACUUUAAAAGGAAAGCACGAAGUGGGAGCACAACCUACAGUUAUGGACCAAUGGUUUCCCACACCAGCAUCACAAAUGUAGCCACAAGAGGGGCACUUGCCCUCCAUCUUAAUACGAGACUUAUACCAGGGACCCUCAAUGGACACCGGAAUUUGCCAGGUUAUGUAAAAAAUGGCUCCAUUUCUGAAAACUCCAUGCCUUCUUCUGGACCAGAGCAAUACAACAAAGAUGAGGAGUACCUGAAUGGCUCUGGGCUUUACGAUGGAGACAGACCCACAGUACUUGUUGAAGAAGAGAGAGAGACAGUGAUGUAAAAAAAGAGGAGGAGAAAAAAAGAAACAAAAGGAUGAAAAAGAUUCCUGGAGAGCAUUUAGUGGGCAAAAGAAUAUCAGGCCACGCACUGGAUGCCAAGGGUUUCCAUAUGGUUUCUCUGUUCUGUGGAACAAGAGGUUAAGUUAUAUGG
Antrostomus carolinensis (chuck-will's-widow) is the source of this 1355-nucleotide messenger RNA. RefSeq names its product parathyroid hormone/parathyroid hormone-related peptide receptor. The record is from RefSeq and is a predicted model, not a curated record. Gene Ontology annotation, cellular component: plasma membrane. The annotation marks the transcript as partial. Gene Ontology annotation, molecular function: parathyroid hormone receptor activity; peptide hormone binding; G protein-coupled peptide receptor activity. The transcript is spliced from 9 exons. Gene Ontology annotation, biological process: adenylate cyclase-activating G protein-coupled receptor signaling pathway; intracellular calcium ion homeostasis; cell surface receptor signaling pathway. Lineage: Eukaryota; Metazoa; Chordata; Aves; Caprimulgiformes; Caprimulgidae.